Staurois parvus is the source of this 708-nucleotide messenger RNA. The record is from the annotation of a GenBank genome assembly. Lineage: Eukaryota; Metazoa; Chordata; Amphibia; Anura; Ranidae.
AUGCAGAAUAAAUCCUGCCAGGAUCCUCCCCCUGAUUACAAUGCCAUCACAGCCACCGCCCCUCCUGUGACCUACCCAAUCUCCUCAUACACUCCAGAAAGUGCACUGGUUAAAGGUGUCCCUUCAGAACUCCAAAGUCUACUGCAGAUGAACCAGAUCUCCAUGCAAGAGAAAUUCACGGUGUCACAAGGCUGGGGGCGGAGCUUUGAUGUUUUGGAUCAAAUGGGCCAACGGAUGUAUCAGGCCACUCAGACCGUGGAGUUCUGCGGGCCCCUCUAUGAUCUGAAGGUCCGAGACAAUGCGGGUCAGGAUGUCAUGGCGGUGCUGGAGACCCUUGCGUGUCGCUGCUCUCGUCUGAUGGAGGUGACUAUCCCAUCGUGCGGGGUCGUCGGAUCGGUCAUGUGGAACUGGAGAUCAUUUAUCACCCACUUUUCCAUCAUGAACCCAUCAAAGGAGGUUGUUCUCCUGAUCCUGGGCCCCAACUUCCACAACAGCAUCUUCGGGAAUAUAACUUUAGAGGUGAAAUCUCCAGAUGAACAGCAUGUGGUGGGGAUGAUAACAAGUGAGGGAAGCCAAUACACGGUCACAUUUCCAAUGGACCUGGAGGUGACGAUGAAAGCUAUGAUACUGGCCCUCCUGCUUCUUCUACCUGGAUUGCAUGAUUCAGAACAAACGGAGACAAGUGGCAACCCGUCCAAGCAGAGACUA